This is a messenger RNA of Polypterus senegalus (gray bichir), 1240 nucleotides long. RefSeq lists its product as uncharacterized. NCBI's taxonomy places the organism in Eukaryota, Metazoa, Chordata, Cladistia, Polypteriformes, Polypteridae. The record is from RefSeq and is a predicted model, not a curated record. The transcript is spliced from 8 exons. The coding region runs from base 120 to 881 and encodes 253 amino acids.
UGCUGUCACGAUGAGGCACUGUUCUUCUUCUAACUUCAGCUCCUCAGGCUUGGUGAUAACAAUUUUGAUCUUUUUACCCUGAUCACUGUGUGGAAACAUUUUAUCAAACAAAAGGAAGCAUGAGAUGGAUAAUUUAUAUAACACUGACAGUUGGCGGCAUUCUGCUGUCCUCUUCAGAAUCCCAAUUGUCAGUCAUUCUUCAAAAAGAAAAGAAGAUGUCUGAUGAGGGAAGAAAUGUGAUCUUCACAUGCCUGCUGGUAACUGAUAAAAUAAUAACUAGCAGCUCAAUCAGCUCUUUUGAGCUCUACAGGGAUGGACACCUGGUCACCUCCAAACCCAUGCAUGCUGUGAGGGCAACCACCUUUAGUGUUAACAAGGCCAGCGAUGGGAGCUACACGUGUGUGUUCAGGAUGGGACAACGUUACAGCAUUGAGAGUGCACCUGUCACCCUGCGGGAUAAAGGGGAGACCACCCGGGAACCGCAAUGUGCGGACAGCUGCCAAUAUAAAUUGGUUGUCAAUGACAGUGGAACUCAAGAUACAGAAACAACAGGUACAGAUUGGGGUUGGAGUACUGGUGUCUACAUUGUGGCCGGAGUGGUUGCAUCCCUGAUAUUAGUGAUGGUUGGAAUAGUAAUUUAUGUCAUGAGGAAACAAGGUGCUAAAGCUCAACUUCAGGCAGCUGCUUCAACACCAAAUGAAACCCACCAGGAGGGAGAUGCAACACUUUUGUACUCAGAGCUGCAAUACAACAACACUCACCAAAAAAGCAUAUUACCAAAAAAGCAACAUGAAGAUGUGAUGUACGCUCAGAUUGCACCAAAGAAGCAGGCGGUGAAUGUGCGACUGUCCUCCCAGUAUGCAGAAAUAGCACCACCCUGAAUGAAGACUCAUCUCUCUGCCACACUAUUCUAUCAUUCAAUUGCAUGUGGAAACAUGAUAAAGACCUUCUAUCAAGAUGAAUUAACAUGAACUGUAAUUUAUAUGCAUUUCUUCUUCAGUGACGUCAAUGCAAUAAACUGUCUUCCUUUGAGUCUCUUUUUAAUACUGAGAGCAUCAUCACAUCGUCAUAAAGAUUACAGGUUGUGAUGUGCCUGUAACAUCUGAAGACCUUCAUGGAACUUAAUGUCUCACCAUUUCAAGUGUGUGUGUGUGUGCGUGGGUGAGUACGUGUGUUAUAGUGGCGUAGCCAGAUAUAGAUAAGUGAGUGGGCCUAGAAAUGAUUUGGAUGGGCAAGCAAU